AUGACAGAAGCAACUCACGCCCUCAAGGACCCAUGGUUUCUCAGCUACAUUCCUCAGCUUACUCCAGACGUCGUAAAGUAUGAUUUUAAAGGGGACUGGAACAAUGCAAAACAGGCGCUCCAGCAGCCGCUUGACUACGUUCGUACCGUGGAGGAGCUCUGGUCGACCAUCAAUUCGCUACCGAAGUUACACCAACUUGGAAAUGGUAGCACAUUUAUAUUUGCUCGUAACAAUGUUGAUGCAAGCUACGAAGCUUUCCCACAUGGCACACGGGUUCUCGUAGAUCUUUACAAUGCAUCCGCUGCGGAAAAGGGCGUGUACGUUGUACUGAGCAGCGUUCUAGGAGAAGGACUGGCUCAAGACGUUUGCAACGGCAAAACGGUGUGCGACGUGCUGCGUCUUUCCUCACGUCCUAAUCAAGAGUCCCCGGAGUUGGUGCGCUUAGAGGUGUGGCUCAGUGACCAGUCGUAUGCCAAGGAUGUAACACUGUAUGUCAGGAAGGGGCUGAUUGAAGCUGGUUUGAGUUCUACGGAAUUUAUUAUUGGUGAGUCAAGCUUUGAAAAGGAUACGAAGAAGCACUCAGUGCUUGGUGCAAAGAGUUAG
This is a messenger RNA of Trypanosoma rangeli, 603 nucleotides long. Its product is annotated as putative translation Initiation factor eIF-4e-like. Lineage: Eukaryota; Euglenozoa; Kinetoplastea; Trypanosomatida; Trypanosomatidae. The record is from RefSeq and is a predicted model, not a curated record. The transcript has a single exon. The coding region runs from base 1 to 603 and encodes 200 amino acids. Gene Ontology annotation, biological process: translational initiation. Gene Ontology annotation, molecular function: translation initiation factor activity; RNA binding.